UCAGUUUAGGUCGAGUGAGAAAAAUAUGAAAGAUCAUUGAAAAUAUAUUAAUCCCAAAACACACACUCCUGUAUUGGAGUAGAAGUAAAGAGACAUUAUAAUUAACGGCUACAGAUGUUUAUAUUGAUCGUAGACUCUACGUAAAAAUGGAUCCAGAAAUGAAGCCAAAAUUUCCCUGAUACGAACGCUGCCAUCUUACUGCGAUGAUGUCAUUUGGAGCCAGAUAUCUGCACUGUAGCGAUCAGGAGAAGGAGCCGUGUAAUCGGGGUCCCUUCAUUACAGGCGCUCGACCAAUCGCAAGUCAGUCUCAGCCGUCAAUCAUGACGUUUCUCCCCAUUUGUAUAGCAUGUAAUGAACUAUUAAAACCAAACUGCACUUGAAGAUACAUCAAUGCGAAAACUAAAAUGACAAAAAACAUCUUUUAGAAAAAAACAUUAGGAAUUUUGACUUUAUUUUGGUCCAUGUCCCUUCUGUUAACGUGGAGGAGGAGAUUUAUGACAUACUGCAGCCACCCACCAGGGGACGGUCGAGACACUCUGGCUUCACUUUGUCACUUUGCAGUUGUGUGUUUCUCAGAUAUCAUUUACGUGGUAGUCAGUUACAAAUGUUCGACGUAGGUGUCAGAUCUGAUUAACAAAGGGCAACAGCUUCAUUUCCUGAAUGCGAAUCAAGUGUGAAGUCGUGUUAUGAUGUGGUGGUUUGCACACAAGAGUUUCUGCAUUAUAUGAUGAAUGAAUGCCUGAACUGCCACAGCUUCAGGUAUCAACCCUGCAAACUAUGCUCUAAAUCACAAUUAUAUAUUUUCCACAUAUCUCCCAUUCACACAGACUUGUCUGUCAAUUUCCACACACUGAUUGGACACAUGCAUUUGUUAUUUGUUUGUGUUUCAGCAGGAUUACGCUAAAACUACUGAAAGAAUAAGGUAAGGGGUCAAGGAAGUACUUUUGUUAAUCAGCGGAGGUAUGCGCCUUUCAAGUGCCCUUCCAGUUUAUUACGUCUUAGUUGACUUAUUGCUUCAAGUAUGACCUCAUUUGGUUUUAAGGUGAUCAGGAAAUGAGUUUUACACGACCGUGUCUUAUUCAGACUAUUGUGUUAAUCUGGUUUCAAUCAGAAUAUUGAUGUUCAUGUGAAUGUAGCCACCGUUGCUUGUCGAGUUCUUGCCUUUCCACUGUGUCCACUUGCAUGUUGGGAAUGCACGACACAGAAUUUAGUUUUGGCCGUUAAAUAGCUUAAUCUUUAACAUUUGAAUGGGAAGAGUCUUUAAGCAGAGAGAGGCCUGACCUUGGGCAGAGGAGACGGACUGUGAGGAUGGCUUCAAAUUGGAUUUAUAUCCUCAAGGUCAGCUUUCGGACAUAUCACGAUCUAAUUAUUUUGACUUCUGGUCCACUUUUGGAUCUGUGGUCAUCGCUUCAGUUUAACACAAUAUGGAUAGGGCCAAGUUAGCCCAUGUUACACCAACUGAACACAAUUAAAAGAAUACAUCCCAACAAACAUAACUGGAGAUGCUUUUGAAACAGGCCACUGAAGUCCAUUUCAUUUUCAGUUAGGUAAAUUACAACUGCUUUGGAACUUCUAUUUAUCCUUCCUGUAGCCAUGAGCACUUGUUCCUGGGAGAAUAACUACCUCUGUGCACCAGUGUGUGCUACUGUGAAAUGUGCAGUGGGAGGUUCAGUGCAGGGGGCCAAGUUAACUUCUCCUUUUACCAUCCUGCUCCUCUGGACUUUGUGCCUGCAGCGGUGUGCUGACGGUCUGUGCUCGGUCAGAAGAGUGAGCUGCAGCGGUCAGUCAUGGCGAAGGCAUCGGGGCAGCACCUGGUCUUGGAGAACUUCAUCGGAGGGAAGUUUGUGUCCUGUCGGAGCCACAUCGACUCCUUCGACCCGUCCACCGGGGAGGUGUACUGCCAAGUCCCGGACAGCGGCAAGGAGGAGGUGGAGGCAGCGGUGGCAGCAGCUAAAGAUGCUUUCCCCGACUGGUCCGCCCGCAGCGUGGAGCAGCGAGCGCAGGUCCUCAACAAGCUGGCCGACCUGAUCGAUUCCCAUCUGGAGGAGUUCGCCCAGGCGGAGUCCAGAGACCAAGGUAAAACAGUAACAUUUGCUCGGACUGUGGACAUUCCCCGAUCAGCGCACAACUUCCGCUUCUUUGCGUCGUCGGUGCAGCACCACACCACUGACUGCAGCCAGAUGGACCACAUGGGCUGCCUCAACUACACCAUCCGCUGUCCAGUGGGAGUGGCGGGUCUGAUCAGCCCCUGGAACCUCCCCUUGUACCUGCUGACGUGGAAGAUUGCCCCGGCGAUCGCCAUGGGAAACACGGUGGUGGCCAAACCCAGUGAGAUGACCUCUGUGACGGCCUGGAUGCUGUGCAAGUUGAUGCAGGAGGCUGGCGUUCCCCCAGGAGUCGUCAACAUGGUGUUUGGCACUGGUCCGAGAGCGGGCGACGCCCUCGUGGGCCAUCCUGACGUCCCAUUGGUCUCCUUCACUGGCUCCACAGCAACCGCCCAGCACAUCACAGAGCGCAGCGCCCCCUACUGUAAGAAGCUCUCACUGGAGCUGGGGGGUAAAAACCCUGCCAUCAUUUUUGCCGACGCAGACCUGGACAAGUGUAUCGAGACCACGGUUCGCUCCAGCUUCUCCAACCAGGGAGAAAUCUGUCUGUGCACCAGCAGGAUCUACGUAGAGAGGAGCAUCUACUCUGAGUUCCUGGAAAGAUUUGUGGCUGCAGCUAAGAAGUGGAAGACCGGCGUGCCCUCUGACCCCAGCAGCCACAACGGGGCUCUCAUCAGCAAAGAGCACCUGGAGAAGGUGCGAGGCUUCGUAGCGCUCGCCAAAUGCGAGGGUGGCGUCGUCCACUGUGGCGAGGGAGUCGACCAGCUGGACCUGCCCGAGAAAAACAAAUCCGGCUACUUCAUGCCGGCCACCGUCAUCUCAGGCAUAUCCGAGAGAUCUCGCGUCACGCAGGAGGAGAUCUUUGGCCCCGUCACCUGCGUCAGCCCCUUCGACACAGAGGACGAAGCUGUCUCCAAGGGCAACGGCGUGCGUUAUGGCCUGGCCGCCACCGUGUGGUCCCAAGACGUGGGGAGGGUUCACCGGGUGGCCAAGCGGAUACAGGCGGGUUUAGUGUGGACCAACUGCUGGCUGGUGAGGGAUCUGAACCUGCCCUUCGGAGGGAUGAAGCACUCUGGUGUGGGGAGGGAGGGAGGGAAGGAUUCCUACCAUUUCUUCACGGAGGUGAAGAGCGUCACCAUCAAACACUAAUCGAUCAAACGAGAGAUUUUAAAGAAAAUACACAGACGAGUAAAGAUCCAAAGAAAUGUUUAGCAAAGAGGAAAUGCAUGAUGUUAAACAUUAUAACUAUUAUAACAGUGUAAACCAUAGACUGUAUAUAAAGAUGGACAACAUGGCAGCAUGACAUGAAAUACUGGACACAAAAAGAAAGUUGCAGAUAGUGCAGCCAGCCACCAGGGGGCGAUGACGAUCCUUUGGCUUUACUUUGGCGGGAGCCAUCAUGUCGCCCAUGUUUACUUACAGUCUAUGUCUGGGACCCUUGAACGACUGGACUUCAUUGUAAACCAGGCAAUAGCAGUUGAUGUAUAUCAGCUUGGACCAAGGUAGUGACCAACAGUUUGAUGGAUGAAGUUGUUGUUUAAUAAAAAUCUUCUACAAUU
Molecule: messenger RNA, 3664 nt
Organism: Hippoglossus stenolepis (Pacific halibut)
Lineage: Eukaryota; Metazoa; Chordata; Actinopteri; Pleuronectiformes; Pleuronectidae
Gene: aldh8a1
Product: aldehyde dehydrogenase 8 family, member A1
Exons: 7
Coding region: 1788-3254 (488 amino acids)
Biological process (GO): retinoic acid metabolic process
Molecular function (GO): retinal dehydrogenase (NAD+) activity
Source: RefSeq, a predicted model, not a curated record